Messenger RNA from Saccostrea cuccullata (small rock oyster), 1592 nucleotides. RefSeq lists its product as uncharacterized. Lineage: Eukaryota; Metazoa; Mollusca; Bivalvia; Ostreida; Ostreidae. The record is from RefSeq and is a predicted model, not a curated record. The coding region runs from base 299 to 1318 and encodes 339 amino acids. The transcript is spliced from 4 exons.
AUAAAUUUUGUAAUCAUUUCGAAUAAAGACUUCAAUAUGGACAUGAAAAAAACGUGUAACAUUUGAGAAACACGGGUUAAUCGAAGUUUAGCUUGUGAUCAGGAAUCAGGAAGCGAUUGGGCGCCCCAGACAAACCGACUGACCCCCUUACCUUCCCUGAAUUACUACUUCUCUGUGUAUUAGGCCUCUUUACUGCCAUACCGUAAUCACAAACAUUUAUUGACCUCGUCGGGUUCGAUGUUCACUCUGCCCGACCGACGGUCAACAAUGUUCAUAGGAAAAGCCAGUCUGGAUUAAAAUGAGGUUUUCUAUUUUCCACUGCUUUCUGUGGGUCUUUGGAUUAAUACAGUUUGGAGAUGCACAGACCAGAUUUCGGAACCCAUGGAUUAACGUGGUCCGCCGGCACUCCUGUUCAAUUGUGGAAUGUAAUUUUGGAGAGACCUGCGACCUUUCCUAUCAGAACUGUCGUGAGUCGGGGCCGUGCUUUUUAAAGGAACCCUCCUGUGUUGGUGUCUUUGACCUGCCUCGAGAGGGAACAUGCCCAGAUCCUCGUCUGAACAUGAUUCAGCAGUUUUCAGUGGACUGUUUUGACGAUGCCGGAUGUGACGCACCACAGAUCUGUUGUCACAGUUUCACUGGAAGUUACUGCUGGUUUCCAAGGACUCGACAAACGGUCCGCUCUUUAAUCCCUCGAUUUACAAACAGGAGUGUACAGAGAAUAGCAGAGAAUGGCACAUUUGUGGAAACCCCACGUGACGAUGGCGGCGAUUUUUUCCCGCCAGAACCACGCUUCAUUGGUAACCUGCCUGUUUUCCAAGAACGGCGGGUAGAAAAUAACGGCAAUGAUAAUACUGUGUUUAUAUUUAGAGACCCCCAGUUAUCGAACGAGAGGAUCCUCUCUGCUGGGGGCAGGGGACAAGACAACAACUUCUUGGGGAACCAGUCACCAAACAAUCGGCUGAUAUCAGCAUUCCGUGAGACACAACAGGAUAUGGACUCUGGAUUUUCCGUGUUUUCUGAUCUACCAGGAACAAAUGUUUUGAACUCAAUAGAAACAAGAAUUCCAAACGAAUUCACCACUGUUCAGGCCAACAACGGAUUGAUACCGGCCACUCAAACAAACAGACAGGUUGUGCCAUUCCGUCGCCCUAAUUCAGGACUCUCUAUUCUCCGGAACCGGAGACGGGACAUAGGAACAAAUCUUUUCCCGGAUCAAUCUGGUGCUACCGUGUUAAUGGAGAAUCAGCCGAUUGAUAGCAUCAGAAGAGCUAAUGUAAGAACUAGGCCCAUAUUAAUUCGCCCGGGCCCCAAUUUAUGAAAUAAAACUCGAAGGCCUGGAAUUUGAAUUAACUUUUCUGUUGUAUUUGAUAAGUAUUUAAGUUCACCAAGAUAUAUUUUAAAUGUACGACUGUUUACUGCAAUUUAUAGAUUCUACGUUAGCGCUAGAAUGAAUGAAAUGAUAUAUCAUUUGUAUGUGACAAAUAUCUGAAACACAUAUCUGUUUAUAUAUAUUUCGUUGUUGUGUGUGUAUAUGUCAUUAUAUAUACAUAACAAUUAUUUUAAAUUAAACAAAUCCGUUACAUGAAAAACUU